Messenger RNA from Morchella importuna, 759 nucleotides. RefSeq lists its product as uncharacterized. The record is from RefSeq and is a predicted model, not a curated record. Bases 1 to 759 code for a protein of 252 amino acids. The transcript has 11 exons. Lineage: Eukaryota; Fungi; Ascomycota; Pezizomycetes; Pezizales; Morchellaceae.
AUGUCUCUGCUACUUCCAGCAGACUUGAUGAGAACCUUUGGACCUCAACCCUUUUUUUUAUUAGCGGGUGGCGCCCUGUGUAAAAAGGGCGUGCAGGCACUGCUGGAUUUAGGUUUCCACAUACUGAAUUCUCAUCUGCCGUGCCUCCCCGGAUACACAACUAGUAUAGCCAAUACCUGGCUGGCCUCCAUACAGCGGAAUGAUGUUUUCUUUGGUCCGGUUAUAUCUCGGACGUCCUCCCGACCGGGAGUUAAAUUCUCUGAGGUUACAGCAACUACCUCUGGCGCGGCCGGCCUAAGUCCAGCCAUUGCCAUAGCCCAGCAAUACCAUUACGGAAUUACGCGCAGGUCCCUGGGUCAGCAGCCCAAUUGCAAUCGAAGUAUAAUAAUACGCACACACUUCUCACGUUCGAGAUCCGGCUUCAUCCGAUUAUCAAGAUGGCUAUUGAUCUUGUCCAUUCCUCGCUUUCUAAUUGUGUACAGCCACGCCGGCUAUCGUUUACCAGCAGUAAUAUUACUUCUCCUGAAGGUGCUGCGGCAGUGUAGGAUACCCCUCCCGCGCCACUCCCUCCAUCACACUUCACUUUUAUGUUUGUUAAUAGUUCGUAAUAAAUCCAAGCCACACCAUAUAAGUGGUGCUUCCCCUUCCGUAGGCAUCUCGUCAACCUCAUCGAACGCAUCGUGUGUCUCCAUCAUACGGGAAGCUUAUUCAAGAGGAAAGGCUGGAGGAGUGUGGCAACCGAGUUGGGGGAGGAAAUAG